AAAACGGGUUUUCCCCACACAAAAAGGCCCUCGUCGUUUUGGGCAACCUCGUCGUUCCGAAAGCAAAAAGGCCUCUAACUCGACAGCCUCCUCUCACGCCGUCACGCACGCCGCCCGGCACCGUUCCUCGAGCUCGAGCUCCGCCUUCUCCGGCAAAAAAACCAUCGCGUCACGGUCGCAGGCGCGCGCGCCAGCAAACCCCGAACCGCCCGUAGGUCGUUCGCCGCGCGGGCGCCCGCGGCGUGGCGUGAGGCGGGAAGCUGGGAGGGGAAUGGCGGGCGCGGCGAGGAAGAAGCUGGUGGGGCGGUACGAGGUGGGGCGGACCAUCGGGCAAGGGGCGUUCGCCAAGGUCAAGUUCGCGGUCGACUCCGACACGGGCGCCGCCGUCGCCAUGAAGGUGCUCGACAAGGCCACCAUCCUCAACCACCGCAUGAUGCACCAGAUCAAAAGGGAAAUAUCAAUAAUGAAGAUUGUAAGACACCCCAAUAUAGUUAGGCUAAACGAGGUUUUAGCUGGACAGACAAAGAUAUACAUAAUCUUGGAGCUUAUCACUGGGGGCGAGCUAUUUGAUAAAAUAGCCCGCCAAGGUAAGCUCCGGGAAAAUGAAUCCAGGAAGUACUUCCAGCAGCUUAUUGAUGCCAUUGAUUAUUGCCAUAGCAAAGGAGUCUAUCAUAGAGAUCUGAAGCCUGAAAACCUUCUUCUUGAUUCACAUGGGAACUUAAAAGUUACUGAUUUCGGACUAAGCACACUAUCCCAAAACGGUUUUCUUCACACAACAUGCGGCACGCCGAAUUAUGUUGCUCCUGAGGUCCUUAGCAAAGAUGGCUAUGAUGGAUCUGCAGCAGAUGUUUGGUCAUGUGGUGUUAUUCUUUAUGUGUUAAUGGCUGGGUACCUCCCCUUUGAGGAAAAUGAUCUUCCGACCUUGUAUGACAAGAUAACUGCAGCUCACUUUUCAUGCCCAGAUUGGUUCUCCUCAGGAGCCAAGUCACUGAUCCAGAGAAUACUUGAUCCAAAUCCAAAAACUCGUAUGACUGUUGAGGGAAUAAGGGCGGAUGCAUGGUUUAAGAACAAUUAUGUAGCCCAUAAACGAGGUGAAGAUGAAAACGUCUGUCUGGAUGACGUGCAAGCUGUUUUUGAUAAUAUUGAGGACAAAUAUGUAUCUGAGCAGGUGACUCAUAAUGAUGGUGGCCCUCUUAUAAUGAAUGCCUUCGAGAUGAUUACACUAUCUCAAGGUUUGGAUCUUUCAUCACUAUUUGAUAGACAACAGAUAUGCCAGGAUGCAGUGAUGAACACCUCCAUGAAGAAGGGUCUUCUGAAAUCCAGUCUUGCUUGUGCUAUUCUGGGGACCAGCCCAGUGGAAUUAUCCCAUCUUAUGCCCAUUCUGUCCCAGCAUCAGGUGCUAAGGGGGGAGCUAAAGAACAGCUGAUCCCUUGUUUCCUGUUGCCUGCCCUGACACAGGAUACAGGAAGUACUACCAUUCCUUUUGCACUGCCUUUCUCUCCAUCAUGUUUGUAGUAUUUAGACAAUCAUGAAACGAAAGCCAGACGAAACCCUUCAAUUUAGGCACACAUCUCUUCCAGAUCCAUGCAAAGAGUUUGGAUCUAUGCUGACCACUGAAGUAAUGCUCCGAUUAAAGCCUAGAGGAGUAGGAGCCAUUGGCCCAAACAUUUAACUGUUGGUCCCAUGUUUCAUGCUAAUUCCCAUAGUCCUAGUGUUACACCUUUUUAUUUGUCUGCCAUAUAUUCACUGUUCUAGUGACAAUUAUUUCAAGUAGCAAAAAUAAGCUGCACCUUUUCAAAAGUGAUUGAUGUUCUCACAUUUUGUUCCAUACCCAUCAAAUUGUGUCAAUACAUGUGUUAAUCUUGUCUUGGUUUAAUAUUUUUGGAGAAAUAUAUUUUUGCUCUUGUCAUUUUUGUUUGGAUAUGUCUUUUAUCUUUCUUUGAUGUUCGCUGUAUGCAAUUAUGCAUAACUGUAGUGCUCAUGGAUAACUCAUAACUGACGCACUUCCUCUAUUUCAAAUACUUGUCCUUUUACAAUAUGUUUUGGUCAAACUUCUUUAACUUUGACUAUCAAUUCUGGUAGAACUAUCAGCACUAACAACAUCAAAUUGAUGCCAAAUAUAUCACAAAAUACACUUCCAUAAUGUAUAAUUACUUUAAAGUAACAUUUUUUCAAUAAAAAUAUGAUGGUCAAAAUAUAUCAUUUGAGACCAUUUUAUCUGAUCCCUCUUUGAAACAGAGGGAGUAGUAUUCUGUCUGACCCCUCUUUCUAUCUCUCGGUGCAUGAACUAUUCAUCAAUUCAUGUGUCUGU
This is a messenger RNA of Brachypodium distachyon (stiff brome), 2311 nucleotides long. RefSeq names its product CBL-interacting protein kinase 24. The record is from RefSeq and is a predicted model, not a curated record. The transcript is spliced from 11 exons. Gene Ontology annotation, biological process: signal transduction; protein phosphorylation. The coding region runs from base 272 to 1426 and encodes 384 amino acids. Gene Ontology annotation, molecular function: protein kinase activity; ATP binding. NCBI's taxonomy places the organism in Eukaryota, Viridiplantae, Streptophyta, Magnoliopsida, Poales, Poaceae.